This is a messenger RNA of Choloepus didactylus (southern two-toed sloth), 1515 nucleotides long. RefSeq names its product glial cells missing transcription factor 2 (gene GCM2). The record is from RefSeq and is a predicted model, not a curated record. Bases 1 to 1515 code for a protein of 504 amino acids. Gene Ontology annotation, biological process: gliogenesis; regulation of transcription by RNA polymerase II. Gene Ontology annotation, cellular component: nucleus. Gene Ontology annotation, molecular function: RNA polymerase II cis-regulatory region sequence-specific DNA binding; DNA-binding transcription activator activity, RNA polymerase II-specific. NCBI's taxonomy places the organism in Eukaryota, Metazoa, Chordata, Mammalia, Pilosa, Megalonychidae. The transcript is spliced from 5 exons.
AUGCCGGCGCACGCAGAGCGGAAGGCGGACAGCGUUUGCCUCUACGGGAUGAAGCUCACCUGGGACAUCAACGAUCCUCAGAUGCCUCAGGAGCCAACCCACUUCGACCACUUCUGCGAGUGGCCCGACGGCUACGUGCGCUUCAUCUACCGCGGCGACGAGAAGAAGGCGCAGCGCCACCUGAGCGGCUGGGCCAUGCGCAACACCAACAACCACAACGGCCACAUCCUCAAAAAGUCCUGCCUGGGCGUGGUGGUGUGCGUGCGUGCCUGCGCCCUGCCCGACGGCUCCCGCCUGCAGCUGCGGCCGGCCAUCUGCGACAAGGCGCGCCUGAAGCAGCAGAAAAAAGCAUGCCCCAACUGUCAUUCCGCUUUGGAGUUGAUACCCUGCCGAGGGCACAGCGGAUACCCUGUCACCAACUUCUGGCGGCUUGAUGGCAACGCCAUCUUUUUUCAGGCCAAGGGAGUCCAUGAUCACCCCAGACCAGAGAGUAAAUCAGAAACGGAAGCUAGAAGAAGUGCCAUCAAGAGACAAAUAGCCCCUUCUUACCAACUCCAGAAAAAGGCUAUUAGAGAAUCUGAGGAAGGAGAGAAUCAAGACAGCCAUGGACAUUACAGCAACAUAACUCCUCUGGACAAUCCAAAACAGCUUGAUGUAAUUAUUGAAACUGGCUUCCCUACUCCAGGGCGGCCUUGCCCUUCCUUCCCAAACUCUGAUGCUUACAAAACUACCCAUAACCUAGCCACCUUCCAAGGAGACAUAACACCAGCCUUUCAGAAAUAUCCAAAUCCAAGGAUCUAUUUGCCCAUGCCACCUUGUAGCUAUGAAUUGGCAGGCCCUGGUUACACUGAUUCGAGCCCAUGUCCCAGUCUUUAUAAAGAUUCAGCUGAUAGCCCUAAUGACACAGACUGGACUCAUCUGAAUGCCCUACAGUAUAAUGUCAAUUCAUGCAGCAGCUACGAAAGGAGCUUUGAUUUCAGUAGUAAACCACAUGGCUGGAAACCAGCUCUUGGAAAACCCAGCCUUGUGCACAGCGCUGACCACGGACAGUUCCAGGCCAUGGCCACUUACCCUUAUUACAACCCAGAGCAUCCCUGCAAGUACCUCGGGGCUCCCUCACCAGCUGCCCCAGCCCUACAGACCGUCAUCACCACCACCACCAAAGUGUCCUAUCAGGCCUACCAGCCUCCUGCUCUGAAAUACAGUGAUAACGUGCACCAUGUCAAGAGCUUCGCGAGCUGUAGCUAUGAAAAUGCCCCAGUGUCCAUCUAUCCAGAAGUCCUAGACCUUCCAGCUCCAGACACCAGGACAGCCUCUCCAGUGGGGCCACUUCCUUUGAAAGUCCCCGAAGAUUGUCAGGUAGUCAGAUCCACUUUGGCCCUUCCUCAAGAGCCAGCUCCCUCCAGGGCAAACCGAGCAGAAACUUGGGAUGUGUAUCCAUCUGGGCUGGGCUCGGCAGUCAGUUAUUCAGACAGAGUCGGUCAGUUCCUUGGCUAUGACAAUGCAGGCUUUUGA